Molecule: messenger RNA, 1047 nt
Organism: Phycodurus eques (leafy seadragon)
Lineage: Eukaryota; Metazoa; Chordata; Actinopteri; Syngnathiformes; Syngnathidae
Gene: snapc2
Product: small nuclear RNA activating complex, polypeptide 2
Exons: 5
Coding region: 82-960 (292 amino acids)
Biological process (GO): snRNA transcription
Cellular component (GO): nuclear body
Molecular function (GO): RNA polymerase II general transcription initiation factor activity
Source: RefSeq, a predicted model, not a curated record
GAACUCUCCUCCAGCGGAAGUCCGUGGCUCACUCGUCGACUCGACUUGCAAUUUUGCAUCCUUGAGCCCGGUCCAGCCGAAAUGAAGCCGCCGCCGCGCACGCGCAACAAACCGGUUCGGAACGUGCACUCUCCCGAAGCCAAGCGAGCCUGCGCCUGGUCCCGAAAGGAACAAAUGAUGCUGCUGCACGCCCUGAGGAGGCAGAGCGGCUCGUUAGCGAACGUCGACUACUGCUUACUCAAGCAGGCUGUGCCUUCUCGCUCCGUUUCUGAGAUCCAGUCGGUGGUGGAACGCCUCCAGAACAAGGUGAUUGCUUGCGCCACCUUUCAGCUGAAGAGCAGAAUGGCGGCAGAGAAGGCGGCGGCGGCGCCCAUUCAGGCGUGGACCCAUUUGGCCCGGGCUGUGUCCGGGAGCCUCGACGGUCCGCUUUCCAAGGCCUUCUCUCAGAUGUGGACCGUGGCGUCCACGGAGCCUCGCGCGCUCAAGAACUGCCACCCGCCGCGGCUCGACGGGCCACGGAGCGACGCCGGUGCCGUCGGUCGGACCGCCGUCCCCGCAGACUGCACGGUGGACUUUGAGAGGAUCUACAUCUACCUGAGUGGCAUCCACAAGCCAGAGGGCAAGCGUGAGCUCACAGCCAUGGAGAGCGCAGUGGUGUUGGACCUUGUGAUGUCUCUCCCAGAGGAGCUGGGCCUCCUCCGCUGCCAAAGCCUGUGCAGACAUCUCAUCCAGGGAUACCAGGACUUGUCUGAAGCGAAAGGCUCCGAGAAUGCCCAAAAAGUGCUGACGGAGCUCAAGAGGCAGCGACGAGGAAGCGAUCAGGAGCCUCGGCGGGAUGACGCCGACGCAGAUGCAAACGUCGCAGGACAAACAUCAGGAAGCGGCGAACCCACGUGGACGGGACUGUGUCCCCCCCUCAACCCUUUCAUGAUUCCACUGGAGCUCUUAAGGCGGAGAUAGGACUUCAUUGCUUUUUCAAACACACCAUCUUUGUUGGAUAUGUGUUUUUUCAGUGUUGUAUUGCUCAAUUAAAACUACUUACUCAAA